This is a messenger RNA of Grosmannia clavigera kw1407, 801 nucleotides long. RefSeq lists its product as uncharacterized. The transcript has a single exon. NCBI's taxonomy places the organism in Eukaryota, Fungi, Ascomycota, Sordariomycetes, Ophiostomatales, Ophiostomataceae. The record is from RefSeq and is a predicted model, not a curated record. The coding region runs from base 1 to 801 and encodes 266 amino acids.
AUGUUCACUUCCAAGGACAAGUUCCUUCGCCGGGCCCGCGGCCUUCGCCGCUCUCACAUUCCUUCCGUCAACGACGACAUUCCGCCUGUGCCUCCCUUGCCGACCGACCUGCCGGUCUCCUAUCCGGUAACUAUCUCGAUGCCAAUGCCGAUGCCACCUACGGCUCAGCCGAACUCAAUUCACCACGGCAACCACAGCCAGGAUUUCAAUCGCCAUGUCAGCACAUGCAGUCACUUUUCACAGGCUUCGUCCUCUUGGUCGUCUGCCAGCUCCACCGCCUCCUCUUCCUCCCUCUCCUCGUCACUUUCUCGCAUCUCCGACCACCACGCGUGGAAUCCGCUGCGGAUGCACCCGCCUGCCGUUCCGGCCAGCUUCUUCAACGACGAAGGCCUGUCGCAGCCCUCUGACUCGUCCGUCCGCGGCUUUGAUUUUGGCUUCAUGGCCAAGCCACGCCCAGCUGGUCAUGCCAUCCGCCUGGUACUCGACGAUGACGAUGACGAUGACGAUGACCUGUACGACUAUAGUCGGUUCUCCAGCCACGAUGACGACGACAACAUGCAAUUUGCUACCAUGCUCUCGCCACCACCACACCACCGCCGCUUAGGUGCAUCGCAUUCCGAGGCCGACCUGCAUCAGCCAUCUAGGCCGGCCACGCCUAUCACAGAGGCCGCCACUAUCAGUGCGCCUACCUCUCCGGUGCACCUCCGCAUUCCGUUCGCCGAGACUUCUGAUGUCGAUCGCUUCCUGAAGCGCGGCGACUGGAAGCGGAGAGGAAUCGUUUUCGGGAUUCAAGAGGCAUAA